Molecule: messenger RNA, 2418 nt
Organism: Neocloeon triangulifer
Lineage: Eukaryota; Metazoa; Arthropoda; Insecta; Ephemeroptera; Baetidae
Gene: cdc14
Product: dual specificity protein phosphatase CDC14C
Exons: 14
Coding region: 245-1987 (580 amino acids)
Biological process (GO): regulation of exit from mitosis; protein dephosphorylation; cilium assembly
Cellular component (GO): mitotic spindle; nucleolus; kinociliary basal body
Molecular function (GO): protein serine/threonine phosphatase activity; protein tyrosine/serine/threonine phosphatase activity
Source: RefSeq, a predicted model, not a curated record
UGCGAUCACGACGAUUGUGUUUUGGAAAUACAAAGGCCGAGAGCUCGCUGGUUCGCAGUGGGAUUGUCAGUUGGGUUCUCGUUGGCAGUCGCUAUUCGCAAUGCGAACGUGAACUCUCGAGCUCCGCCGAACUUACCCAUUCGUGUGCACCAAGUCUGAGUGUCAAUCGGCGAAUUUGCUUCAGAAGCGACUCUUAGCAAACCUACACCAACCCUCUAGUCCGCCGAGGACACAGUAAGUCGACAUGUCGGACGACCUCGGCAAGCAGCAGCGCUACUCGGACGCGCUGAUCAGUGCGGCCGAGUUCAUAAAAGACCGGCUGUAUUUUGUCACCUUGGGCACCACCGUGCACCCGAGAUCAACGACGAAAACGCACUAUUUUUCCAUCGACGAUGAGUUUGAGUACGAGAACUUCUACCAAGACUUCGGUCCGCUCAACUUGGCCAUGCUCUACCGCUACUGCAUGAAGUUGAAAAAGAAACUCAAGGCUCCCUCUUUGGCGAAGAAGAAAAUAGUGCACUACACGACCACCAACCCCAAGAAGCGGGUGAACGCCGCGUACCUAAUUGGAUCCUACGCAGUGAUGUAUCUGCACUUCACGCCGGCGCAGGCUGCAAAGCUGCUGUCAGGUCCGAACACGCACGCCUUUGCAAAUUUCAGAGAUGCAUCAUACGGCACGUCAAAUUACCACAUCUCGCUAGACGACUGUCUGCACGCAAUCCACAAGGCGUACGUGCGCAGAAAAUUGUUCGACUUUGAAGACUUCAAUGUCGAGGAGUACGAGCAUUUCGAGAGAGUGGAGAGCGGCGAUUUGAACUGGAUUGUGCCUGAAAAGUUCCUUGCUUUUUGCGGACCUCAUCCUAGAAGUGAAAUUGACAAUGGGUACCCCCUCCACUCGCCAGAGUCGUACUUUGAGUAUUUCAAGGCGCGGAACGUUUCGACCGUGAUUCGGCUGAACAAGAAGCUGUACGACAAGGCGCGUUUUGUGGCCGGCGGCUUCCAGCACGUGGACCUCUUUUUCGUGGACGGAAGCACGCCAAGCGACAUCAUCAUGGAGCACUUCCUCAGCGUCUGCGAGUCGGCUCCUGGCGCCGUCGCCGUGCACUGCAAAGCUGGCUUAGGAAGAACAGGUUCAUUGAUUGGUUGCUAUCUGAUGAAACACUACGAGUUCACUGCUCUUGAGGCCAUCGCCUGGAUCCGAAUUUGCAGGCCUGGUUCCAUUAUUGGUCAUCAGCAGCUGUGGCUCCAACAAAAGCAGACAGAGAUGUGGUACUCGAGAAGAAACGCAAUCCCGACCGUCGUCUACCCAAUCUACAGCAUGCGUCAGGAGAAGGUGCUGAAAUUUCUCAAGAAUAAACUUCAGCUCAACCGCAGCGUUGCUUUCGAGUCUGACGUCCUGUCUCCGGACAACGUGUCGAAGAUUCUGCAAAAGGUGGACUCGAUGAAGCUGGACGACAGCAGGGAGGAGGACGAGAACAAGAACGGAAUCAAGGAUGAUCUCAAUGACGAGGAUGAGGCGAAUCAAAACAUAAUUGACGACGAUCUCAUCCAGCUAAAGGCCUCGGACCUGAGGCAGGAGAGAAUGACCCAGGGCGACAAACUGAAUCAGAUCAAGGCGCUUCGGAGGCAGCCAAGACCUGUGCGGUCUGUCACUGUUCACCCCCUUGCAGAUGUGGAUGCGGAGAGGAAACCAAACACUCGCGCCCGAUCUCAACAGCCACUGAGGCCAGGGUUGGUGCAGCAGCCGAUGGUUGCGUCCCCUCUGAAGCCCUCGCUGGCGGCCAGAAAGGUUUCCGAGCGACUGGCGCGCACAGCCACCACCGCAACCAAGAACAGGCCAAUGACUCGACUCAGGAGUAGACCUGCCACCACGACCCCGUCGUGCUCCUCCACCCUGUCAGGGUUGAACAAGUCGUGCAACAACAAUGGCCCCCUUGAAAGGCCGACGGUUCGGACGACGGUUCGUCAAACAACCGUGGCGAGAUGACCGAGUCAACGUCUACCGGUGAUUGCGGCGCCGCCUCCGCCGCCUCCAGUCGUCACCAAGGAGGCCAAAGAGGCGACCAACUCCCGGCUGGCCGUGACCAACAAACGCUGCCUCAGCGCCAGCAGGGAGAAUCAAAACUCGAAGACAAUGUGUCGUCCGUCGAGCAGCCCCCAAAACAGGCCGCCCACGCGCCUGCCCAGACUGGUGGCUGACCCUCGGAAGGUCACCAACAUUAACAACUAUGUCAACACCAGGCCACCUGCCCAGAGUAGCAAGUUGCCUGGUGUUAGAAAGAGGAAGCCGGCUAAUGAAUAGGAAAUGAUUUUUAUGCAUUUUUUUCGUUUUUCACAAAAACAAACUGUGUUAUUUUUUGCAAUAACUUUUUGAUUUUACACUCUUCGUUUUCUUCUAUACCUUUUUUGUGUUUAAAA